CUGAAAUAUUACAACAGAUUAUUAAAAGAAUCAUUUUUCCAGAUUUUUUAUAGCCAUGGACUGGAGAGAAACGGUGACUUCCGUAUCUGAUCAUGUUUUUCCAGGCCUUUCGCACAAAAUUGACAACAAAUUGACUGGAAACGAAGUAUUAUCCAAUCUUCCUCUGCAGAUGUCGCUGUAUUUUAACGUAGUUUUUGCCCCCGUUUGGAUACUGGUGAUAAUAAUAUUUCUCACUGAAAAUUUCUACUUAUACAGCGAAUUGAACAAGUUCAUAAUAGUGACUAUUGUAACUACAAUAUUCCUCGUGGAGAUACUCAGACUUUUUUUGGGUUAUGAAGGCAAUUUAAGAGACAGGAUACCGGAACUAGCAGGAUUUUGGAUGUUAUCUCUGCUUCUACAAUUUCCGCUACAGGGUUUCUUAUUAUUAAAUCCCUAUUUUGGAUUUUACGUCUUAGAGGUGGUCGCACAAACAGUGAUGUUCUGCAUGUUGUGUGUUCAGCUAAUUUCUGGAUAUUGUGCUUUAAAAUAUACCGCAUCCAAACAGGCCACUUAUUUCAGGAUUAUGAAACUCAGAACCGAUAUCAGCCUAGCUGACAUUGAGAAUAGAUAUAGAAUGAAUUGAAAUAAGUUUGUAGUUAUAAAUUUUCCUUUCAUUAAUAAAGAUGUAAGAUUUAAGAUGUCAAGACUGAGUAGAUAAAAACAAACAAACGCAUGUAGGAAGUACUGGAUAUAUGAA
Messenger RNA from Anoplophora glabripennis (Asian longhorned beetle), 736 nucleotides. Its product is annotated as transmembrane protein 17-like. The record is from RefSeq and is a predicted model, not a curated record. Gene Ontology annotation, cellular component: ciliary transition zone. Gene Ontology annotation, biological process: non-motile cilium assembly. Lineage: Eukaryota; Metazoa; Arthropoda; Insecta; Coleoptera; Cerambycidae. Bases 56 to 622 code for a protein of 188 amino acids. The transcript has 4 exons.